UUGAUAGAGUAACUCUGUUUUCUCUGCUCUAGCUGCAGAGUCUCUGCUUUCUGUGACAAAGGGGCACAUACAGACCUGCAGGACUGUAAGCAGAAGGUCAUGUAGGAAAAGUAGCUGAGGAGGACCUGGGGCUGGAAGAAAAGCCAAUGCAGGGAGACAUGGGAGGUUGUGCAGCUGAGUGUGGGGAGCCCAGUGUCAGGAGACUGGGCAGCGAGAAGUGCAAGAAGACAAGAGGGAGUCUCUGAGGCCGGCACUGAGAGGCACUGUGCUUUGCUUCCAUCUGAUGAACACUGUGGUAACCAGACCUGCUCUCUGCUGCUGUCUUCUCUCCUUCCAGCCAUCUACCCCUGCCAGCCAGCAUCUGCUCCAUCCCUGUGCUGGGGAGCACACACCGAUGGGACCAGAGAGGGUGGCUAAGAAAUGCAGCAGUUGCUCAGCAACUCCCCGUCCCCUGAGGAGGACAACGUAAGCCAUCUGCACCAAUCUCCUGAGCUGCUCCUCUCUGCACAGCUAGAGAAAAGAAAAAAGCCGCUGUGCAGGGUGCGCUGACCCACCGCAGCAGCAUGGUGCAGGACAAAGGCCGAGCUGAAGGGACGUGCCACCAGGUUAUUGAUCACUGAGGAGACCUUGAGCUGGGUAAAUAGAUGUCCUGCUUCCUCCCCCACUCCCUGCAGGUGUGAGCUGGGGUGUGGGCCAGGUCUCACAGGCAGCAGCAGGCUUUAGAGUGAUCUCUUGGGGCCGUACAUCUUGGGAAAGGAGGACAGAUUUGGCAUAACACCUUCAGAGAGGGUGUGAGGGGAAACAGAAAAACCAGCCUGACACUGGCAUGCUGUGUCACCAGACGUGCCUGAUGGAGGCCGAGGAACAGGAGGAAGACUCCAGCUCCCUCUCAAAUGACAAAUCAGAAACUAACUCACGUCGCUGCCUUCGCUAUGUGCCCCUUGGGAUAGCCUUUCUUGUGCUGGCUGGAGCUGCUGCAGCAACCUGGUAUUUCCUAGACUACAGACCAUGGCACCUGGAGCCAUCCAUCCUGCAGUUCUACUGCGGCAGCCUCCAGGUCCUGAACCGCCGCUACUCCCCGGAGCUGGGGCAGGUGGAGUCCAGGGCCUUCUGGGUGGAGUCAGCUAAGCUCCAGAGCAUGCUGAAGGAACUGAUUCGUGCCACAGAGCUGGGUCAGUACUACAACUCCAGCACGGUGUAUGCCUUUGGGGAGGGAGCUCUGACCUUCUUCUUCUGGUUCACCCUCCAAAUCCCUGAGAGUCAGCAGAAGGAGGCAACUGCUGAGAGGGUAAACACAGUGCUCCACCAAGAGCUCUCCACCAGCUUCAACAGCUCAGGCAGCCUGUCCUACCAGACGGAGUACAGGCUCAACCCAGACUCUCUGGUUCUCCUGGAAUCCAGUAUGAAAGACAUAGUAGUGCUGCAAUCUACUCUGGGUUGCUACAGGUACAGCUAUGUCCAGGAGGAUGAUGUCCUAAGGCUGGAGGGCCCUGAUUACCUGGCCUCCAGUUGUCUUUGGCACCUCCAUGGCCUCAAGGGCUACAUGAUCAAGCUGCGGCUGGAGUGGACCCUGCCUGACUGCAGGGACCGCCUGGCCAUGUACGACGCAGCCGGGCCCCUGGAGAAACACCUCAUCACCUCGAUCUACGGCUGCAGCCGGCAGGAGCCCAUAGUUGAAGUCCUUUCGUCUGGCCCUGUCAUGUCUGUUGUGUGGAAGAAAGCCAUGUACAGCUACUAUGACCCCUUCAUCCUCUCAGCACAGGCGGUGCCCCUCGAAGCUUGUGAAGUGAACAUAACUCUGCGGGAGAGCCUGGAGCUGCAGGGGAAGAUCGGCACCCCACACUACCCCAGCUACUACUCGCCCAACACGCAGUGCACCUGGCACAUGACGGUCCCAUCCCUCGACUAUGGGGUCACCCUCUGGUUCGAUGCCUACGCGCUCAGCAGACAGAAGCACGACCUGCCCUGUACCCAAGGCCAGUGGAUCAUUCAGAACAGAAGGUUGUGUGGCCUGCGUACCCUGCAAGCCUACGCUGAGCGGAUCCCAGUCACAUCUUCUGCUGACAUCGCCAUCACCUUCACCUCGCAGAUCUCCUUAACUGGCCCUGGCGUACAGGCAGCUUACAGCCUGUACAAGCAAUCUGACCCCUGUCCUGGGGAGUUUCUGUGUUUGGUGAACGGUUUGUGUGUCCCAGCCUGUGAUGGGAUCAAAGAUUGCCCCAAUGGGCUGGAUGAGAGAAACUGUGUGUGCCCUGCAAAGUUCCAGUGCCAUGAGGACAGCACUUGCAUCGAGUUCAGCAGGGUCUGCAACCAGCAGCUGGACUGUGUCAACGGGAGUGAUGAGGAGCACUGCAGUGGAGGGGUCCCCUGCGGUCCUUUCACCUACCGCUGUGAAGAUGGGACCUGUGUGAAGAAACCCAACCCGCUGUGUGACACCACUGCAGACUGCAAGGACCUGUCUGAUGAGAAUCACUGUGACUGCGGGAUGCAAGCCCCUCUCAGCAGGAUUGUGGGUGGUAUGAAUUCUGUGGAAGGGGAAUGGCCGUGGCAGGCCAGCCUGCAAGUUCGGGGCCGGCACAUUUGUGGGGGAACACUCAUUGCUGACCGCUGGGUGGUCUCAGCCGCGCACUGCUUCCAGGAUGAGAGGCUGGCCUCCCCCUCCAUCUGGACCGUUUACUUGGGUAAAUACUUGCAAAAUGCCACCGGCCACACAGAGGUGUCCUUCAAGGUUAUCCAUCUCUUUCUUCACCCUUAUUAUGAGGAGGACAGCCAUGAUUAUGAUGUGGCCCUGCUCCAGCUGGAUCAUCCUGUGAUCAUCUCACCCUUAAUCCAGCCCAUCUGCUUGCCUGCUCCAUCUCACAUCUUUGAGCCUGGCCUUCUUUGCUGGAUCACUGGCUGGGGAGCCCUCAAGGAAGGAGGGCAUACCAGCAAUGUUCUGCAGAAGGUGGACGUGCAGCUCAUCCAGCAGAGCAUCUGCAGUGAGGCUUAUCACUACAUGAUUACUCCCAGGAUGCUGUGUGCUGGGUACUACCAGGGCAAGAAGGAUGCUUGCCAGGGUGAUUCUGGAGGUCCACUGGCCUGCAAAGAACCCAGUGGCAGAUGGUUUCUGGCUGGUUUGGUCAGCUGGGGAAUGGGAUGUGCACGUGCAAAUCACUAUGGAGUUUACACCAGGAUCACUCAAGUGUUGGGCUGGAUGAACCAAACCAUGAGCUGAGAAAAGUGCAACUCUGUCUUCUCCCCAUCACACCUACACUCACAUGGCACUCAUUCCUCAUCUUGCUCACUUGCCUCCCAAAGAAAGAGAGUGUGGGAUGUUGUCAGACCCAGGAUGCUCCUCUGAACUCGGUAAAAAAAGGCUGCUGCAGGGAUUGUGGAGAAAAGCAGGCAGACCCUCUUCUCCCUUGGUGCUUCCCAGGGAGCAUCUCAAGGGGUUUUUAGGCCAUCCAUCCAAAAGCAGGGAGAAGGGAGGCAGGUGAGGGAGUCUGGGGCAAUGACACACAGCAAUAGGCCCAAGCUGAUGGUUUCUGAGAAGAGGAAUAAGGGGAGUUGAACUUUCCAUGAACCAUGUGAUUCAGCCAGUCUUAUGCUGGAACAUUUGCUGAAAGAAAAUGUGACUGAUGUAGUUAGAGAUUCCAGUAACUGUGAAAUCAAUCUGCCUCCCUCUUCCUUCCUGCUGCUUAUCCCUCAUCCCCCUUCCCCUCCCAUCACUCCUCCUCUUCCAUCUCCCUAAUUGCUUCUUUUCUUAGCUGGCGUGUGCUGCUCAGUGUGCUGUUCAGCUCAGCCAGCCAACUCUUCACGUCUCACUGACUCCCAGGCAUGAGCCCAGCAUCGCGCCCCCCGAACACGUGUCCUGCCUCCCUGCUGGAGCAGCACCCAGCCUCCACUGCUGCACCUCCCCCAGUAAAAACGCUGGAGCAGACUCCCAUCCCUUCCCUCAGCCCUUCUAAAUACCUUUAACAUCAGGGCAUCUCAACCUCUCCCAUCUCCUAUCUCAGGUAAUGCAGGAGAUGAAGGAGAAGGUUUCAGGGCACAGGGCUUAAACUGCAACUGCUGCAGAUUUGGUUUUUUAACUAAAGAUACACGUGUGUGUAUGUGUGUGUGUGUGUAUGUGUACAUAAUUGGCCACUCUCUGGAAUUAUAAAUAAAAUUAAUUUGAGGAGUU
Molecule: messenger RNA, 4162 nt
Organism: Melospiza melodia melodia
Lineage: Eukaryota; Metazoa; Chordata; Aves; Passeriformes; Passerellidae
Gene: TMPRSS6
Product: transmembrane serine protease 6
Exons: 19
Coding region: 827-3214 (795 amino acids)
Biological process (GO): proteolysis
Molecular function (GO): serine-type endopeptidase activity; protein binding
Source: RefSeq, a predicted model, not a curated record